Messenger RNA from Gigantopelta aegis, 654 nucleotides. Its product is annotated as carcinoembryonic antigen-related cell adhesion molecule 20-like. Gene Ontology annotation, biological process: cell-cell adhesion. Bases 1 to 654 code for a protein of 217 amino acids. The record is from RefSeq and is a predicted model, not a curated record. Gene Ontology annotation, molecular function: cell adhesion molecule binding. Gene Ontology annotation, cellular component: cell-cell junction. The transcript is spliced from 5 exons. Lineage: Eukaryota; Metazoa; Mollusca; Gastropoda; Neomphalida; Peltospiridae.
AUGGAUGGCCCAGAUCCAAGCAGUAUUAAAUUAAAUUCUAGUAUUAGUGUCGGUGAAGGAAAUAGCCUGACUGUGGACUGUACUGUUGACUGUAACCCGCCAUGUGACUACUCCUGGACACUGGGUGAUAAUCAAAUCACAACAAGUCCUCUGUUAAAUCUGACAGACAUCAACAGGAAUCAGGACGGGAAUGUGUACAACUGUACAGCGACAAACACUGCUCUACUUGAAACAAUAAAUGGCCAAGAUGCAAGCAGUAUUAAAUUCGGUUCUAGUAUAAGUGUCGAUGAAGGAAAUAACCUGACCGUGGACGGCACUGCUUACUGUAACCCGCCAUGUGAUUACUCCUGGACACUGGGUGAUAAUCAAAUCACAACACGUCCUCUGUUAAAUCUGACAGACAUCAGCAGGAAUCAGGACGGGAAUGUGUACAACUGUACAGUGACCAACUCUGCUAUACCUAAAUCUAUAAGUGAGCAGUUUAUACUGACGGUGCACUAUGAUCCAGAUCGCAUGUCUGCCUUAAGUGCAGGUGCUAUAUCGGGAAUUGCGAUCGCUGUUGUUCUGGCUGUUGCUAUUCCUACUGUGCGGAUACUUUAUAAGAGGAAAAUAAAGAAGAAAGCUGAAGAUGUGCAGAACGAAUCUAAUAACUAA